AUGGCAUGCAUCGAAGGAAAGAGUUCUUGUGACAACAUCUUGAGUGUUAGAUCCUCAAAAAAUGAUGGAAUUUAUGAGGUUAGAGUUCUCAAAAGAUGGAGAGUUCCUGACUUUUUUAAGCCUGAGAUGUUUGAUUCUGUUGCAAUGGUUCUGAUUGACAAACAUGGUCACAAAAUUGAAGCGGUGAUCCCAGAAAAUCUUCUCUGUGUGUUCGACGAAAAGAUUGUUGAGGGAAGGGUUUAUAGGAUUUCAUCACUUUCUGUGAAGUUGAAUUUUGGUCAUUCCGUUUCAACUUUUCACAGGUACAAGUUUGAGUUUAACAAGAAUACAAAGGUGGAACCAUGUAGUAACUGUGCUGUUAUCCCAACAUACGGGUUAUCUUUGAUUGGUGCUGAUGAUGUUCUUAAGAAAAAAGAAAAAAAGGAAUGCUAUAAGUAUUUGGUUGAUGUUGUUGGUGUUAUUACUAAAGUUCAGCAUAAUAAGGAUUUUUAUCCCGAUGGAAAAGUUAUCAGAUCUGUGACUUUUAAGUUAAACAAUGAAAGGAAAUCUUUUUGCUGCGAGCUAUAUGGUAGUCUUGUGGAUGAUUUCAAGAAUCUUGUGAAGAGUUGUUCCAAUGGAUUGCCUAUAGUGGUGUUGCAGUUUGUUAGGAUCAAUUAUGUUCAAGGUGGGACAUUAGUUCAAGGUGUUGAAAAUGUUACUAAAAUUCAUGUGAAUCCAGCCACGGAUGAGCUGCUGAGAUUUAAGAGUGGAUUGGUGUUAUAUUUAAGUAGGAGUGCAAAUUAUGGUGGUCUUCUUCGUUCCUCUCUUGAACCACGUCUUUCUGAGAUGCUUGAUUUCCUGAAGGAUUAUCCUGUGAAGACUAUUGGUGAGCUGAAAUCUGAUCCAGAGCUUGGUACCUUUAUUGUGAAUGCAAGAAUGCUUGAUAUUGUUAAGAUGGAUCCUUGGUGGUACCCUAUCUGCAAGUGUAAUAAAAUAUUUGAUAAGUAUAUUGGGGCAUUCCAUUGUACAAAAUGCAAUGCAGCUGAUUUUAAAGCAGCUCCUAAGGUGAAGUUAACUGUCGAAGUAGAGGAUGAAACUGGAUAUGCGUUGGUUACUUCUUUCGACCAUGUAAUGGCAAAACUGGCUGUCUAUGAUACUUCUGCUCGGGAGAUUAAUAGUGAUAACUUUUAUCGCGCUUUUGCUGCUAUCAUGGGAAAGAGUAUUAUGUGGAUUGUCAAGAAAACGUUUCAUGGGCCUGAUUUUGUUGGUUGUUCUUUUGAUCUGGUGCGUGUGUCUAAUCAUAAAGCUGUAAUUGAAUAUUUUAGAGGGAAAGGACUUUAUACUACUCCAUCUAAGAUUGUUAGGAGGAGAUUGUUGAGUAAUGUAAUUGCUGGGGAAUUAAAUGAGUUGCUUCCAUCCACCACUACAACAAGUGAUCUUGAGGAUCUAUAUUUGUCAGCAGCUUAUCCCAUUGGCUUGGACAACGAUCGUGCUUCCUCAUCUGGUUCAAAGCGUCCAAGAGAAUGA
This is a messenger RNA of Trifolium pratense (red clover), 1506 nucleotides long. Its product is annotated as replication protein A 70 kDa DNA-binding subunit B-like. The coding region runs from base 1 to 1506 and encodes 501 amino acids. The transcript has 9 exons. Lineage: Eukaryota; Viridiplantae; Streptophyta; Magnoliopsida; Fabales; Fabaceae. The record is from RefSeq and is a predicted model, not a curated record.